Molecule: messenger RNA, 1696 nt
Organism: Zeugodacus cucurbitae (melon fly)
Lineage: Eukaryota; Metazoa; Arthropoda; Insecta; Diptera; Tephritidae
Gene: Desi
Exons: 4
Coding region: 366-1121 (251 amino acids)
Source: RefSeq, a predicted model, not a curated record
AACUUUGAAUACAUGAAAAUAUGUAUAUGUAUAUAAUACAUUGUGUAUAAUACUUGCACGUAAGCGCCUAUAUCAUGUACCUUACAUACAUAUAUUACAUUCAAAGGUAAGUAUUUACGGGAUGUGCAAUAAAGUACGUAGUGAAUGUCAUUGUGGUUCCAACCAAUUGAGUACACACUCAAAAAUUGUGCAAAUUGUAAAAUUGUAACAAUUAUGUUCACCCAUGUGGUAAAUCCUCGAAUACUGGCUUUUUAUUUGCAUGUAUCUAUAAAAGAGUGGUUCAUUUAUUAUAUAGACUCAGUUUGUCAUCAAAGACUUAGACAUUAAGUAAAGUUAUUCAACACGGAAAGAUUAAGGAUUUGAAAAUGAACAAAACACAUAUUUUAUGGAUUUCGCUACUGCUCUCUGCGGUAUUGGUACUCAAAAGUGAAGCAUUGCCUAAAUAUGUUAACAAUUCAAAAUCGCAUCUUAUUGAUAAUAGUGAUGGCCAGUUCAAUGGAAGCCAGCUCAUAUAUGAUAUAAACGCAGCAACUACAAAAGAUCGAUUACAGCGAUUGGGUUAUACAACUGGAUAUGGAACCUUAAAUGGAUAUCCGGGAGGUACAGGCAUUUCUGCCUACAAUCCAAUAAAAUUAGAUUUAGGAGGAGUUGUAUUAGGCACGUUGGUUGGCAUUGGCGCAAUUAUAAUAAUUCCGAAGUUGUUAAGUGCUUUCCAUGGAGGAUAUGCUGGUUAUGGCCGAAGUGAAAAUGACCGCGACCUAUUAUCGCUUUCAAAUAUGAUGAAUAGAAUUGAUGAUAUACUUGGACAAAAUAAUAUAGAUUCAACAAGUUGCACGCAACGUGCUGUUUGCAGUUAUGUCCGCUCAACGGAAUUGAAUUUAAAAACAGGUGUUCCAGACCAAAUAGAUGAACUCAUCCACACGCUCUCGGAAAACACUCUCGUUGGUUAUCUUUUAGAUGGUACAGCAAUCAAAGAGGCUUUAGAAAUAGGAAAGAAAGUUAACGGGAAGCCUUGUGAACAGAUGUACACAUCCUGCCCACUGGACAAUAAAACAGCCGCUAAUUUGUUAAUGAAAUUACUGCCUAACAAAAGUUCUUCGAAUCCAUUGAAAUCGCAAUGAUUAGAUGUUUUCCUUUUUUCAUUUUUAAUUAAAUAUAUCCGCACUCCGGAAAGAUAUACUAAUGCUUAAAAUGUAUAUUGACAAAGCAUAUUGUGACACAUUUGUCUUAUUUCGAUACAUACGGAGAAUAAAGAUAAUAACUUUACAUGGUCGCAUAAUCUUAUUUUUCAAAAUAAAUCAAGUCAGAAAGUGAAAUAGAAUAACGGCCACGCCUAAUCACAAUAUAAAGGUUAUGUGUCUAGUGAAAAACAUCAACACCGCAAGGCAAUACUGAAGGUCUUCAUGUGAAACACUAUAUACAUUGAAAAUGCACGUAUAAUCGCCCAACUUUAUGCGAAAUAUUCUGGCAACUAUUCUACCAAUUUCAGCCAUAUUUAAUUAAUAAUAUUCCCUGUUUGGUCUAAUGUACAGUUUAGUCCAAAUCGGACCAGUAACUAAUACUUCUCUUAUAGCACACAAAUAAAUUACAUCAAGUCCCUUAACUAUAGAAGGUUCCCUGAUCUGAACUGAAAAUUAAAUUCGAAUUAUAAGACUUCAAGCACCCUAGAAACGUCUUAAUGAAAUUAAUAUAAAUG